AUGGCCAUUCUUUCAUGGUGUGAAGCUAGUGAUGGUGAUGGCUGUGGGCAGAUCUUUCCUCACAAGACUCAACCUGGGAUCUGUGCAAAAUGCCAUAAAUUAGCUUCCUUUCAAGCUGGCUCUGCAGACAUCAAGUUAUGGCAGGCAAUGCCACAAUGCAAAGGAUGUGGCAUGGCAUGGAAAAAUUUACAGGGAGAGAUGUGUGGAACUUGUGAAACUGCAUCACCUGCAGCCAACCAAGUUGGUAACUGUGAUAGCAGUGCUGGCACAAGUCAGGUCAUGCAUGAUGCCAUUGAAACUGCAAGGCAAGCAUGGGCAGUGUUAGCUAGUGUCCACUUGCAGAAAUCACCAAAUACAUCUGGAUGUCCAAACACCCUGAACACAACUGCUGGCCUCAAUUAUGCAUGGAAUGGUGGUGGUCAACCAGGCAGUGACAAGAUCAAAAUUGCUAUUGAAGUCCAAAUCAAAGGUGCCUCAAAGCGAAGCAAUGCUGGUGAUGCAUAUGGGAAGUGGAUAAUUACCAAAAGUUUAUUGACCAGCAUGAACAUGUUUGUGGGGAAGUGCCAGAACUGUAACUCAUCAACCACACAAAAAGGUGCAACACGCAUGGUGCCUGAAACAGGUGAAGUUGAAAUUGUGUGGCCAGAUGACAGUGUCAAAACAAUCAAGGGUUUCCUGGGAUCUGAUGCAUUUUCAAAAGGCUGGACAAAGAAGGUUUAUAAGUGGUUUCUGGGCCAUUUCCAUGAACUUGCAAAGCAACAGGGUGUCAGCAUCUUUUCAGAGAUAGUGUUUUCUGAAGGUUUCCUGCUCUGUGAACAUGAGAUGUCAUCUGCUGCAUCUGGUGAAUUGGACCAUGGGAAUUACUAUGGUGGUGCCAUUUGGCUUGUCGAGCCUUGA
This is a messenger RNA of Pisolithus orientalis, 897 nucleotides long. RefSeq lists its product as uncharacterized. NCBI's taxonomy places the organism in Eukaryota, Fungi, Basidiomycota, Agaricomycetes, Boletales, Pisolithaceae. The transcript is spliced from 7 exons. The record is from RefSeq and is a predicted model, not a curated record. Bases 1 to 897 code for a protein of 298 amino acids.